AUGGCCGCGCUGCUGGGCACCUACCCCUGGCCGGAGCGGCUGGAGGGGGCGGCCGAGGGGCUGCCGCCGGGGCCGCCCCCCCGCGGGCCGCCGGCGGAGAAGGGCGCCGCCGAGAGCCGCAUCCGCCGGCCCAUGAACGCCUUCAUGGUGUGGGCGAAGGACGAGAGGAAGCGCCUGGCCGUGCAAAACCCCGACCUGCACAACGCGGAGCUCAGCAAGAUGCUCGGCAAAUCCUGGAAGGCGCUGAGCCUCGCGCAGAAGCGGCCUUACGUGGAGGAGGCCGAACGGCUGCGGGUGAAGCACAUGCAAGAUUACCCCAACUACAAAUACCGACCCCGGCGGAAGAAGCAGGUCAAGCGGAUCUGUAAACGGGUGGACCCGGGUUUUUUGCUGGGCAGCCUGGCGCGGGACCAGAACGCCGUGCCGGAGAAGCGGCCCUGCGGCAGGGCGGCGGGCGAGAAAGAGGGGCCGAGCGAGUACCCGCCUCGCCCGGGGCUGCCGCCUGCCCGGGGAUACCGGGAGGCCCCGGCGGGUGCUGGAGGUGGCAGCAACACCAGUGUGGACACCUACCCCUAUGGGCUGCCCACCCCGCCGGAGAUGUCUCCUUUGGACGCCAUAGACCCCGAGCAGAGCUUCUUCUCCUCGCCCUGCCCCGAGGACCAUCACCGCUCCCACCUGGCCGGAGCCACCUUCUCCCCGGAGUACGGGGCCGCUUCGCUCCCGUGCAACCACCACACUCUUGGCCCGUGCAUGAUCUCUCCGGCCUCCGGCUGCCCUCCCCUCCCUCCUCCUCCUCCCAGCUACUAUGCGCCUGCUUUCCACCCCGUCCACCCCCAAAACCUCCAUGCCCACCUGGGCCAGCUCUCGCCGCCGCCCGAGCACCACGGCUUCGACAGCCUGGACCAGCUGAGCCAAGCGGAGCUCCUGGGUGAGAUGGACCGCGACGAGUUCGACCAGUAUCUCAACACCCCCGGGCACGCUGAGCACGGCGGCGCCCUGCUCAACGGACACGCGCCGGCGGCCCUGGCGCCGGCCGGUGGCUCCCACGCCUCCGAGACCAGCCUCAUCUCCGUCCUGGCGGACGCCACGGCCACCUACUACAAUAACUACAGCGUCUCCUAGGCCGGCGGGCCGGCGGGAAGACCCGGCAGUAUUACGAGGGACAACCCCCCGGGGGGUAGGGGGGGAGGGAGGACAUCGCCCACCCGCGAGGGGCCGCGGGGGGUCUCCGGGCCGCCGCGACGCUCUGCCGUCGGGGCGAGGGAGAGGGACCCGCUCGCCGUCGACUUCCCCCGCCGGGAACCGAGCGGGAAGCGGCGGACGGGGCGGACGGGGUUGGGGGGGGGGGGGGGGGCCGGUGCGGGGACGAGCGAGUCUCGCCCGGCGCGCUAAAAAAUAAAUAAAUAACUAGAGACAAGGCACCGCCGCGAGCUUCAGUCCGUGUCUCGGCCUCCCCCCCACCUCCCUCCCCAGCUGGGAAAAUUUAUCGGGAUGAGCACUUUGGAAAAGAGGCGAUAAUGUAGCAGGCGCGUUUCUUCUCAAACACCGUCUGAAGGCGAACACUUGCUGUUCAGCGACGCGGGGCCCAACGCCCCCUCUAACUUCGGCCUAUUAUCACGUGUAAUAAAGCUGUACAUUGAUUUAUACGUUCCAUUAUUUUUCCCCCGCGGAUUUUGUAUUGCUAGAGUUCCCUUUCUUUUCAUAAAGACGAAGCUUUAUUUUAAAUCAGUUAUAUGACAUGAUUAAUCUUAGUGUUUACUCUAUGGCACUUGGUAAUGAUUAGUUAGCAGCGUGGCUAUGAUUUUUUUUUUUCCCCUGGUUUCAGUCCUGAAUGUGUAUUAAUAAUAAUUGUAAAUAAUACUUAAAAAAGAAAAAAAAAGAAAAACCCACAACUUCACAGGUUUUAAGCUAAUACAGUCUAUCUUUUUGUGUGUGUGACUCUAUGCAUUUUGAAUGAGUGUGGAUACGAGUUUCCAUAAAAUAUUUAAUUUAAAUAAAUGUGUUUUUAUACAA
Rhea pennata is the source of this 2013-nucleotide messenger RNA. RefSeq names its product SRY-box transcription factor 7 (gene SOX7). Gene Ontology annotation, molecular function: RNA polymerase II cis-regulatory region sequence-specific DNA binding; DNA-binding transcription factor activity, RNA polymerase II-specific. NCBI's taxonomy places the organism in Eukaryota, Metazoa, Chordata, Aves, Rheiformes, Rheidae. The record is from RefSeq and is a predicted model, not a curated record. Bases 1 to 1122 code for a protein of 373 amino acids. The transcript is spliced from 2 exons. Gene Ontology annotation, biological process: anatomical structure morphogenesis; regulation of DNA-templated transcription; cell differentiation.